GGAUGAGUCAGCUCCACCACCGGCGCCGUGUGACCCCUCAGCUGUUCGGGGACGGAGCGAGCCUGCAGAGAUCUGAACACACCGAGGAGCUGAACUCUCCGUUAACGAUCUGCCCACGCUGCCACGAUGCUCAGUCACACCGAGAUUUCCGCCUGUUUGACAUCACCACCGCUCCCCUGACGCUCUGCAACUUUUCACAUCGCUUCCUUCCUUCCGUCUUUUCCUCCUCUCGGCUCUGAGGUGUGAGAAAGAUUAGUGUCGACGAGCUCCCGGCGAUCACUCGGUGUCCGUGCGCAGUAAUGCUCGGAGCUCCGGGGCUGGAGGCUGGAGAGCGGCUCUGAACGGUGCGCGUCUUUCUUGGCCACAUCUCUGCUCAGCUCUGACUGCCUGAUCUUUGUUUGCGAUGUCUGCAAGAAAGACAUCACUGACGGACAAGCCGAGCAGAAACGGAACCUCUAAAUAUGUGCUGGAGAGAUGCGCCAGCAUCAACGAGUAUUAUGAUAUUGCCUUCAAGGUGAUGCUCCUGGGAGACUCAGCCGUGGGGAAGACGUGCAUCUUGGUGCGAUUUAAAGACGGAGCGUUUCUGGGAGGAAACUUUAUAGCCACCGUUGGAAUAGACUUUAGGAAUAAAGUGGUCGACGUGGACAACCUCAAGGUCAAGCUCCAGAUCUGGGAUACAGCCGGCCAGGAGAGAUUCCGCAGCGUAACGCACGCCUACUACAGAGACGCCCAGGCGUUACUGCUGCUCUAUGACAUCACCAGCAAGCCAUCGUUCGACAACAUCAGGGCCUGGCUCACUGAGAUACACGAGUAUGCCCAGAAGGAUGUGGUCAUCAUGUUGCUCGGCAACAAGGCCGACAUGGCUGCAGAGCGUGUAGUGAAGACAGAGGACGGAGAGAAGCUGGCCAAGGAAUAUGGAGUACCGUUCAUGGAGACCAGCGCUAAGACUGGAGUUAAUGUGGAGCUCGCCUUCCAUGCCAUCGCAAAGGAGCUGAAGCACCGCGCCACACAGCAGCCCAACGAGCCCAAGUUCCAGAUCCACGACUACAUCGAGUCUCAGAAGCAGAAGUCGGGCUGCUGUGGCAUGUAGCCGAGAAAAAAGAGACAGAAACAGAGAAAGAAGCAGAGAAAGAGAGGGAAGGGGAGGUAAAACGUCUGCUCUCGUAACAAAAGCCAAUCCCAGCAACACCAAACCUGAGAAGCAGACGCCCUCAGCUUCUCCUCCGAGCUCUGAGCUCAGUCCGGAUUGGCCGCCAUCCCUAAUCUGAAAUGUGAAUCGAUCAAUCUCUUUUAUGUCAUGUGUAGAAAUGUUUGUGGUCUUAGUGGUGACAGUUGUUUCCAAUUAAAGUCAGGAGUUACGAUCUGAAAUGCUAUAUCCAUCUGCAGGGACAAAACUACAACAAUCAUCCAUCUUCUUAAUUUGCAAGGCUGCAAACUGGAAGCAGACAUGUUGGACUAAAGGAGCAUCUGCAAGAUCAGAGUCUGCUUGAACCUUUCUCCUAAACAUAUCUGUAAAUUUCAACAAGUUUAGAGUGAAAGGAGGGAAUUAUCAGACCACCGAUUAGAGCAGAAGAAAAGCUGUUUUCACACAUGCACCAGUGUUAAUAUUGACAGCUAUUUUCAAUGUUGGUCUUAAGAUGAAAUGUAUUUUAGUUUAAGUCCCAUUUUAGUCAUUUCUAUCCCUCUCAGUUUUAGUCUAGUUUUAGUCCAUAAAAGUCCUCACAUUUUAGUCUUUACUUUUUGUCCAAGCAUUUAUUUUCUUGCCUAAAUCUGGUACCAGAUCACAGAAGUGUGUUCCCUGCACUCUGUCUAAGCUGGGGUCCCUGCUUUCUACAGCUGAGAAGAAGAACAGAUACAGAUUCAUUGUUUUUUGACAGGUAUACCCACAGUGGAGAAAUAUCACAGAUUUUGAAUAUCCAACAAAAACUAAAUUAC
Molecule: messenger RNA, 1935 nt
Organism: Cheilinus undulatus (humphead wrasse)
Lineage: Eukaryota; Metazoa; Chordata; Actinopteri; Labriformes; Labridae
Exons: 9
Coding region: 404-1090 (228 amino acids)
Biological process (GO): regulation of exocytosis; cellular response to insulin stimulus; neurotransmitter receptor transport to postsynaptic membrane
Cellular component (GO): endosome; Golgi apparatus; plasma membrane
Molecular function (GO): GTPase activity; GTP binding
Source: RefSeq, a predicted model, not a curated record